Nematolebias whitei (Rio pearlfish) is the source of this 2623-nucleotide messenger RNA. It is a transcript of the gene brd8b, whose product is annotated as bromodomain containing 8b. Gene Ontology annotation, molecular function: protein binding. Gene Ontology annotation, cellular component: NuA4 histone acetyltransferase complex. Lineage: Eukaryota; Metazoa; Chordata; Actinopteri; Cyprinodontiformes; Rivulidae. The transcript has 19 exons. The coding region runs from base 37 to 2361 and encodes 774 amino acids. The record is from RefSeq and is a predicted model, not a curated record.
GAAGUUGCACUCGUGGAUCUGGUUAGCGGAAAAACAAUGGCGAGCAGUAUCGGCAAACACAAGAUUUUAAAUGUGGGACCCACAGAGCCCUGGUCGGUCAGAGAGAAACUGUGCCUGGCCUCAUCUGUGCUGAGGAGUGGAGACCAGAACUGGGUGUCUGUGAGCAGGGCUAUCAAGCCGUUCUCAGAGUCUGGACGUCCACCUGACUGGUUCUCCCAGAAGCACUGUGCCUCACAAUAUUCUGAACUGCUCGAAGCGACAGAAGCACCUAAGCGAAAACGUGGUGAGAAGGGCGAGGUGGUGGAGACAAUAGAAGAUGUCAUCGUUCGUAGGUUGACAACUGAGAGGAUAGAGGAGCUGAAAAAACUACUGCGAGACACUCAAGAGCAGUACAGGAAACUGAAGAAGGAGGUGGAUCUGAUCCAAGCAGGUCAUAUGGAUUCACAGCUCAAGGAUCUGUGGGCAGAGAUCACACUAAAGAAGAAACAGGAAGAGGAGGAAGCAGAACAGAAGAGGAAAGCCACAGAGGCUGCAUAUCAAGCACGUCAAGCUGUGAAAAACGCACCAAAGCGCCUCCCCAGUGUAACUGCACGCUCUCACCUCGGGGCCAGCCCCCCUAACCUGGACUCUCAGGCCGACUCUUUGGUCUUCACUCCUCCUAUGGAUACAGAAGGAGUCGCCUCUGAUGAGACCACCAUCCACUCAAUUGCUCAGGGGGUCGGGGUGUUCCUGCCGGCAGCGGACCCUCUAGGUUCAGGGCCCAAAGAUGGAGGCCAGGCGGCUCUGGUUGAUGACUCGCCACAGAAGAGGAUCCUAACUCAGAAAACCACUCCGCCACCUUCACCUCUUUUAUCAGAACUUCUAAAGAAAGGAAACCUGAUCUCAGCCAGUCCCCGCCUGGUUGCAGAUGGAGACAUCACAGGAAGUUUAACCAACGGUGUUCAGACUGCCACUGCAGCUACCGUCUUACCAUCAGGUCACAGCCUCAUCACAGAGGCUGAAGCAGAAGCUGCAGUGAAGGUGGAGCUCGCUGAGGAGGCAGGGCUAGUAGAAGAAGACCUGGUGGCCGUGUCUUACAUGGGGGAUGAGUUGGAUCUGGAGACGGUGGGAGACAUCAUUGCCAUCAUAGAGGACAAGGUUGACCCUGUGGAGGCUUUGGAUGCAGCUGCUGUGGAAGCUGCGCUCUCCCUCUGUGAAGAGGCUGUUUCAGAAGGCCACACCCUUCCCGGCCCCUGGGAGACCCAAGAACUGAAGCCGUCAGACCCCACACCCAUUGUCCUAGACUCUAACCCCACACAGGAACCCCAAGAUGGGGCCACAGUGUUGGCCCCAACCUCUGAAAGCAUGGAGACACAAAAUCUGUUCGGUGCUAAAACAGAACAGAUUAAAAGAAGCAGUGAGGGACCUGAGGUGACAGGAAGUGAUGUAAACUCCUCUGUCGCCUCUGAUGACGGUGCAACAGGAAGUGAGAUUCCAGAGGGGGGAGCUGCCGUGAAGGAGGCUGCUGAAGCUACAGUAAAGAGUGAAGAAGAGGAGUGGGGCCAGCCUGAGUUUAACCCCCCCUGUCUUGACUCUGAGGACAGCUGUGUGUCUGGGAAAGAGUCCAAGGAGGUGAAGGAGGAGGAAGCAGGGAGUGAAGCUGACCCAGAGGAAGGGAUGGAGCUGAAGGAGGACUGUGUGGAGGGGGAGGGUUCCUAUCUGUCUGAGGUGGAGCGAGCAGCCAGUGAGAGCGAAGAUGGCUACGGCCCCCCUUCUCAGCGCUACACAGCUGAUUCACUGGCCAGCAGCCCAGCCUCGUCCUCCCAGCUCUCCACGUGUGGAGAGGACCAGGAGGCAGUUCAGGCUCAGAAGAUCUGGAAGAAAGCCAUCAUGCUGGUGUGGCGAGCUGCAGCCAACCACAGGUAUGCCAGUGUCUUCCUGCAGCCUGUGUCAGAUGACAUUGCCCCCGGUUAUCACAGCAUUGUGCACAGACCGAUGGACCUCUCAGCCUUAAAGAAGAACAUCGAGUCCGGUGUGAUCCGGACCACAGCGGAGUUCCAGCGUGACAUCAUGCUCAUGUUUCAGAACGCCAUCAUGUACAACUCGUCGGACCACGACGUGUACCACAUGGCGCUGGAGAUGCAGCGGGACGUCCUAGAGCACGUGCAGCAGUUCCUGGCCACCCAGCUCAUCAUGCAGACCUCAGAGAGCGCCAUCUCUGCCAAGAGCCUUCGUGGAAGGGAGGGAAACCGAAAGCCGGGGGAGCCGGCUGAGAAGGACAGUGUCCCAAUGGCCUCUCCUGCUUUCCUUCUCUCUCUUUUUGACGGAGGAACCCGGGGCCGCCGGAGUGCGAUGGAGGCCGACCUCAAAAUGAAGAAGUAGACUGAUGUCUUAGAGGAGACGAUGCUCAUGAAGGUGCAGACGGUGCUCGCUCUGGAUGUGUUCUGUCCGUCAGAUCACACCUGGACCAAGAGGUUCUCCAGGGUACAUCAUCAUCAUCAUUCUGCUGAGAAUAAACAAGAACUUUAUAUAUUUUUUAAAAUCACCAGCAAACUGUUCCAGUCCGGAUGAGUUCUGCUGGCUGGAUUUGUUCACGUCGAACCUUUUAUACUUUAGUACUCGUCUGUCUGUUGAGCGGCUCCUG